CAAAACAGCACUCAGACGUAAGGAAAAGCGGGAGACAAGCUUAUCACUGCAGUUUUAUAUAUCAUUAAUCUCAGAAACACCACAAAAUUCAAUAUUUUUUCAUCAUUGCUUUGAGAGCUGCACAAAGAAACAAGAAGGAACAAAACUCUCUGAGGACUCAACUCUUUGCUCUUAGUUAAUGACCACACAACUGGACUAACAGACAUAACAGAGUUACAGCUCGAGAAGAGCAGACGAGAAGAGGCAGGCAAGUCUGACUGAGUUCUGGACGAUGUCUAUGCACCCCAGAGUUGUUCACAAAAGGAGGGAGACCAUCACAGCUCUGCCUCUGUACCACUCUGGACACCUGCAGAAGAAACUCACCAAAGAGAAGGAUUUCAAGAAGUUCUAUGGAGAACUUCGUGGAGCGACGCUGUUUCUGUACAAAGACGACACGCAGGAUACAUACACAGAGAAAGUGGACCUGGAGCAGCUGAAGUCCAUGGAGUUAGACUCUUCUUAUAAAAAGAAGGAACCAACCAUCUUCACCCUCAGUCUGAGCACAGAGGAGCUGCAGCUGAAGAUGAACAAUCCAGACACAGGAGAGGUGUGGAGGGGCUUCAUCCUGACUGUGGGCAAAAAGGAGAUUCCCAGUGAGCUGCAGCUGUUACCAGGUCAGAUGAUGCAGCUGAAGGAGACUCUGAACCAGGAGAAGACAAGAAAGCCUAAACUGUGUCGAGCCCCGACCCUUCCACCUCGACCGCCCUUCCUGCCGCCCUCAGGUUCAGGCCCUUCACUGUCCGAAGAGAAGUCAGCCCCUGUGCUUCCGUCGUGUUUCUUCGAUGUGACUCGACAGGAGGCUGAGAAGAUGCUGAAUGAGAAUCCAGACAACGGAAGCAUCAUCCUCCGCCCGUCCACCCUGCCCAACAACUACGCCCUGACACUCAGACAGCACACACCCAGUGGGCCCGUGGUAAAGAACUACAGACUGACCUCCACAAAGUCAGGGUUUGUCAUUGAACUGGAAACACCAGUGAAGGUUUCCUCCAUGAAUGAUGUACUGAAAUACUUCCUAGAAAAGACAGAGUACCGCCUUCAUCCCUACGCUGUGUCUCAGCCCUACGACACUCGCAUCGAAGUAUCGUCUGCUCCAAAGCGCAUCAGCAUCACCUCAUCUACACCUAAACAAGUACCCAAGGCACAAGUAGCACCGAUGAUGCGUUCAAAGACCAAAGAGGUGCUUCAGCCUCCUCCAGACAAACACGAGGACAAUGACUAUGCGGUUCCUGACGAUCAUGACCUAAAGUUUGCAAACAUGGAGAGUGAGCUUAAGGGAGCUUUAAAGCUACGGAGGCAAAACCUCUACGCUGAACGUGACCAGAAGGAAGCUGUCACCUAUGAGAAUCACUCUAAAAGAAAGAACCCCAACAUGACGGAACGGACUACGAAGAACUGGACAAUGUGA
This is a messenger RNA of Acanthochromis polyacanthus (spiny chromis), 1444 nucleotides long. RefSeq names its product signal-transducing adaptor protein 1-like. Lineage: Eukaryota; Metazoa; Chordata; Actinopteri; Pomacentridae. Gene Ontology annotation, biological process: positive regulation of B cell receptor signaling pathway; cell surface receptor protein tyrosine kinase signaling pathway. Gene Ontology annotation, molecular function: protein kinase binding; signaling adaptor activity. The record is from RefSeq and is a predicted model, not a curated record. The transcript has 10 exons. Bases 272 to 1444 code for a protein of 390 amino acids.